AUGGAUCUCUCACUGAAAGACGGUAAAAAAUCAAAGAAAAGCCAGGAAAAAACAGCAACUCCGCAGUCAGCGAGAACCUCCAAAUUCCAACCCUCGCUUGUAAACCCAGCCCAUCCAUUACAAGCGCAACUAAUUCUAAGCCCAGUGACAAAAAACACCCCGAUACCGGCACAAAAAGAGUUCACAGUAGAAGAUGAUGAUGAGUUAGAAAUGGAAAGCCCUGUCAGAGAACAACCAAAAACACCCUUAGAACAGACGCUGCAGGAGCGCCUGUCUCCCCUAUCGGAAGUAUUCACUGGACAGCAGUUGAAAACACUGUCGGCGGUCAUGGCCGCUUUAUCAGAGUUACCGCCCGCCCAGCAGCCAGGUUCAGUCGGCAGUUUAAUAAAGACCAAGUCGGUGAAUCCCCACCUGCCCGUUAGGGAUCUCUUAACAGCCCUGAAUCAAGAAAACACCACGGAAAAAAGAAAGCGCUCGGAUCCACCGGAAACAGAGUGGCACGAAACAGAGCAACAUCACACCACAGAGUAUGAGAGAAGAGCGCCGGUUCUACAGGUAACUAGACGGCAGACAAUCCAGCCAAAAGACUCUCCCCUGUGCCGAGAAAUCCUAGAGAAAAGGAUGGAAAAGAUAAAAAUUCCGACAGGAAGAUACGAUGGGACAACGGAUCCGGAGGAUCACUACACCACAUUCGAACAACACAUGAUGUUGUACACAGAUUCUGACGCCAUGUGGUGCAAGGUGUUCCCAUCCACACUCUUAGGAGUUGCAGCAAGCUGGUAUAAGGGCAUAGAGGCUCAUUCCAUUUACAGUUUUAGACAGCUACAGGUGGCGUUUUUGUCACGAUUUGUGAGCAAACAGAAGGGAAAGAAAUCGUCGGGAGAGUUAAUGUCGUUCGCUCAAAGAGAUAGAGAGCCGUUAAGAGACUAUCUCACCCGCUUUAACAACGAAUCAAUCACUAUCCCCAACCUACAGCAGGAGGUUGCAGUCCUGGCUCUGAUGAAGGGAAUGCAAGAGUGUGAAUUCAAGAAGUACCUCAGCCAGAAAUCAUACACUAAUCUGGGCGACGUCCUACACAAGGCAAAUGAGUACAUCAGGGGGGAUGAAAUGAUGAAGAUCUCCAAUGUGGUAGUGGCAACCAGCGGAAAUGCCGGAUAUAAUCCAAACUAUAACAACCCCCAGGCGGGAAAAGGAGGAAACAAUUUUCACCAGAACAAUAAUCAGCAAGGGGCAAGCCAGAAAAACCAGAAUAACAGAAAUGCCAAUCCACAGGGGCAAAGACCCCGACAAGAUAGAAGGGAGUCCAGAGGACUCUUUGAUAACUACACUCCGCUGAACACACCGCGGACGGCAAUUUACAACAUCAACAACAAAAUGGACGGUUGGAGAAGGCCGCCACCAAUGCAGAGUAGGGAAAGAAACGUCAAAAAAUUAUGUGACUUCCAUAAUGAGCACGGCCACCUCACAGAGGACUGCAGAGACCUCAAAGACAACAUCGAGGAUAUGGUCAGAAAGGGGUAUUUUUCGCAGUAUAGGGCGAGGCAAGGAAAUGGUCACAACAACUCGGUGGGGGGAAACCCUGCCAAUUCAUACCGGCCACAACAACAGAAAAAUCAACAACAAUACCCAAGAAUCGAACAGCCAUAUCAACCACCUAGAAUUGAGCAAAAGCAACCGGAAACCAGUGCCAGAGCAGAACAGAGGGAUGGCGGGAAAAAACCACCCGUGUAUGUAAUCUCUGGCGGCCCAGUCCACGGAGGGACGAGAAGCGGCGCCAGCAGAAGUUUGGAAGAACACAUGCACAUGGUAAACUAUCAUAACACAAGAGUGUGGCCGAACCCACCCAGCAUAUCAGUGAUGACGUUCUCGGAAUCGGAUUGCAGAGGCAUCAUUUUCCCGCAUGAUGACCCGCUAGUUCUAACAAUUGACAUAGCAAAUGCCGAUGUGAACAGAGUACUGGUACACGACGGUAGCUCAGCAAACAUCAUUUUCUGGGAAGCUUUCAAACAGUUGCAUAUACCAGAGGAAGAGCUUCAAAGGGUGAACUACCCAGUAAUCUGUUUCUCAGGAUCUACAGUGUAUCCAGAAGGUAGCAUACGACUGCCAGUGAAAAUCGGAGAGGGGUCUGAGAUUCGAGAUCUCAUGGUGGAUUUCCUAAUCAUUAAAGUACCAGCGGCCUACAAUGUGAUCAUCGGCCGUCCAUUCAUACACGACGCACAGGCAGUAGUCUCCAUCUAUCACUUGACAAUGAUAUAUAUGUCGAACCUGGAAAGGCCGACAAAGAUAAGGGGGAGUUAG
Messenger RNA from Spinacia oleracea (spinach), 2298 nucleotides. RefSeq lists its product as uncharacterized. The transcript has a single exon. The record is from RefSeq and is a predicted model, not a curated record. The coding region runs from base 1 to 2298 and encodes 765 amino acids. Lineage: Eukaryota; Viridiplantae; Streptophyta; Magnoliopsida; Caryophyllales; Amaranthaceae.